AACGUACCAGAAGCAGUAUGGUGGCGGAAGCCAUGCGUAGCGCAUGCUCAGGGAACUUUGAUUGGAAGUCUUUGGUUGCAUUGCAAAUCCUAGCAGCGUCUUCACUGGCUCUCUCGCUUGACACUAAUAUACACCAAGAUGGAGAUUUGAAGUUGGUGGACGGGCCCUUGCCUACGAUGGGAACUCUGUUGGUGUUCCGUGGCUACGGGUGGGGUCGUAUUUGUGAUGACCAUUGGACCAUGAAGGAGGCUCAAGUGGUGUGUCGACAGCUGAAAAUGGGAUACGCACUGGAAGCAAAUCGCCGCAAUCAUUAUGGGUCCAGAAUUUCAGCUGCCUACCUGAUGGACGAAGUACGCUGUACCGGAGCGGAGAAUCGCUUGACCGAUUGCCAGUUUGCUGGGUGGGGUAUACAUGAUUGUAAGCAAAAUGAAGAAGUCGGGGUUAAGUGCGCGUAUGAAGCUCCCAUUGUCCAACGUUCCGUAACAAACCCACUGAGCAUAAAGCUGAGGGACUCCGAACUGAUGCGCAUGAGAUCGAUGGGCAUUACUCUCAAGAAACCGCGAUUACCAUCAGACAUUUCAGCACAAGCAGAAUUGAAGAUUGCCAGUUUCUAUCCCGUAAUUGUCACAUUGGAAGACGGAACUAUGGGAUCAGUUUGUUCAGACCAUUUCCGCGGUGCCGAAGCUAUAGUAUUUUGCCACCAAAUAGGUUUGGGAAGAGGGGGGCGCGUUAUUCCGAUGCCACGGCACCACACCGGCCUAGGUGCUAACACAUCGGUGGCAAUCAUCGGAAGGUGUUACGGCAAUGAGACCCAACUUUCGCAGUGUGUCACCUAUGCAGAUCCAAACGGUGUUCCAUGCAAUUCCCCUCUAGCUGCUGCAGUGGAAUGCACCAAAAACCUCCCAGACUUGGUUCCUGACCGAUACAGUCUAGAAAGUUCAGCCUACUUGCAAAAGAUGAGUUUGUGGUUACUGGAGUGUGCGCUUGAAGAAAACUGCUUGCCGGACACAGUCUACCGAAUCAUUGACAGAAACCCUACGAGCUAUGCUUGGAUGACAAGGACAUUAUUGAGGUUUUCUUCUAUCAUUGAAAAUAUUGGUACGGACGUGUUCAGGCCACUUGAGAAACCCGACAACUGGGAGUGGCAUGCAUGUCACAUGCAUUAUCACAGUAUGAAGAUUUUUUCACGCUAUGAAGUCGUUGACCCAGAAAAACGUCUGGUUGCAGUUGGUUUGAAGGCCAGCUUCUGUUUGGAAGAUAAUAUAUGCAGGUCUGGCGUUAUACCACAUUUUAGAUGCAGCAACGUGGUUGACAGCAAGGGGACGCAAGGCAUCUCACCUGGAUGUAAAGAUAUGUAUCUUCACGACUACGACUGCCAGUGGGUAGAUGUAACUGACAUUGCACCGGGCAGAUACACUUUCCAGGUUUCCUUUAAUCCUGACUUUCUAGUUCCAGAGUCGAACUACUUUAACAACGCCCUCACUUGUGAACUCACACACAUGGGCCAUCAAGCAGUGCUGCGACAAUGUCGACAUGUUCACCCCAACGACCUUAUUUAAAUGCUUGAUUACACUUGUCAUUUAACUGGAAAAAUGAUUCUCCCGCACUGACUAUUUUGAAAUUUGCCAUAUCUCUCUGUUAUCUGUAUCUAUAGAAUUUGCUUUCCAUUUUAUGUGCGAUCAGCUGUCACUGAUGCAAAAAACUAGACGUAUUGAAGGAGAAUCU
Molecule: messenger RNA, 1725 nt
Organism: Opisthorchis viverrini
Lineage: Eukaryota; Metazoa; Platyhelminthes; Trematoda; Opisthorchiida; Opisthorchiidae
Exons: 9
Coding region: 18-1559 (513 amino acids)
Biological process (GO): peptidyl-lysine oxidation
Cellular component (GO): membrane
Molecular function (GO): protein-lysine 6-oxidase activity; copper ion binding
Source: RefSeq, a predicted model, not a curated record